Molecule: messenger RNA, 2465 nt
Organism: Myzus persicae (green peach aphid)
Lineage: Eukaryota; Metazoa; Arthropoda; Insecta; Hemiptera; Aphididae
Product: nuclease SbcCD subunit C-like
Exons: 9
Coding region: 535-2235 (566 amino acids)
Source: RefSeq, a predicted model, not a curated record
GUAGACGGCAGACGGCAGAUGGCAGACCACAGGCGGCAAACCGCAGACAUCCAUAAAUUAUGUUAUAUUUUCGGCUCGAUUGUAAGAAAAAAACGCGAUUGCAGUUGCUCGUAAACGGUAAACGCAUAAAGAUUUUUCAACAGUUGUUGACGGACAAAAUUCGACCCAUCACCCGUUGCGAUUCGUGAUAUUUGUUAUUUGAUAUAACAGAAUACUGUUAGCUAUAGAAUUUAUAUUAUGCGUAUUAAUUUGCGCGCCGCCGCGGCGGCGCCGACAAACGUAACCGGAAGGAGGAACAGUCGCGAAUGCUGGAUAACGGACUUUCCUGAAUGAUGCUAACGAUAACGGUCACCGUGAUAAGCAUUUAUGAUUGUACUAUUUGUUCUAAUUUCUCACAAAUUGUACACCAUUAUUAUUAACAUAUUUAUAAUUUUAUGGUUUUAUUAAUAAAUACUUUAUGACGUCUGUGUUACUACUGUUAUAAGUUACUUCUACUUCUAUUAGCAUUAUAUUGAAUCUGAAGGAUUAUUCACCAUGAAUUCAACCUCAGACUUACUCACCAAAAACCUAAAACCUUUACCAAUUCGCAAUCCAUUUGGCCGUGUGAAAAAAAUGGGUGUGGACAUCGACAGUGUAAUAAAUGAAAUUAAAUUUGAUCAAAAGCUAAUAAGUGUGUUUAACACUUACAACAAGUAUAUCAAUUUUCGGUUUGACCAUGUCAUCAGAACAAGUAUCACUCAGUUACCUGAUGAACUCAACCAUAAUGUCGACUAUUCUGAAUUUUAUCCAAGUCAACAUAUUUUAAUAGACUGUAUUAAUAGUAACAAUGACAUAGAUAAUGUUACAAAACUGCGAGAAGAAUUAAAAUCUUUAACAACAGAAGUAAAUUUAAAAAAAAAAGAAUUGAGUAUAAUUUCUAUUAACGAGGAUGGAUUAAAAAUAAAUAUUAAACACUUAGAAGACAUUAUAUCAAUUAAGAAAAAUUUCAUCAGUGAAACGGCGAGCUAUGCAGAAAUCAGAUGUAAUGCAAAAGAAAAAGUUCAAAAAGAAUACAAUAGAAUAAAUAAAAAAUAUAUGAAAAUUUUAAGUCAGUUAAACAAGUCUAAUAAAAUGACAAAAACAAAUUAUGGUAAUGGAACUAGUAAAGAUAAGGAUUACGGGGAGCAAACCAAUGAUAGACUAUUACGAUAUGAAGAUAAAAUUAAAAGAAUGGAUGAUAUUAUAAAAAUUGCCAGUGAUAGUACAGAAAAAUUACUACAAUAUCAGCUUGCUUUACAAACUUCCAAUGAUCGCUUAAAAAUAUUUUAUGGCCAAUUAAAUAACCAAAUAAAAAGUAAACAAGAAGUUUCAUUAUUGAUAAUACAACACGAAAAGCGAAUCAAUCAAUUAAAAACUAAAUUAUCUAAUUUGGGGGUGUUAUCAAGCGUAGAAAAAAGUAGAGUCCAUACAUCAUCAAAUUUAAUUGAAAAUGAUAAUCUUAAAAAAGAAUUUUUGGAUUUGCAAAAUAUGAGAAAUGAAAUUUUAAGUUCACGUCCUAAAGGAAUGUUCAAUCCCAAAUAUCAAAAGGAAAAUAAUUUAUUUAAAGAAGAUAUUCGAAAAUAUUUGGAAAACGACGAAGCAAUUGAUUCCAUAGAUUAUUUAAUUGAAUUAAAAAACAAAAUGUGCAAUAAUGAUGCAAAUUUAUUACAUUUUAUUCAAACGAAUUCAAACGAAACAACAAUUUUCUGGAAAUGUUUGUCAACUUUAAAUGUAGAUGAAUUAAAGAAAUUGUUGGUGCAUUAUUUCAUCAAAGUUGUUGAUUUAAAAGAAUCUGGACGAGAAAAUGAUGAAAUAAUAUCUAAGCUUGAUGCAAUAAAUGAUAGACAAAGGCAUACUAUUGUGUCUUUAAAUAACGAUUACCAAGAAUUUCAUUUGUCAAUCGAAAAAAAAUUCAUGGAAUUAAAAAAAUAUUAUCAAGCAAAAGUUAAUAUGUUAUUCCAACUAGUUCAAGAAGAAAAUAAUGCUAUUACUAUGUUUAAAACGAGACAAGAAAUUGUGGGACUUAAAAAGAAAAUAAUUGAACUGGAGAAAUUACCAACAGUAAAACCUAAGGACACUUCGGUGGUGCCAGAACCCCAUAUUUGUUCAAAUCUUCUAGAGGCUUCAAAAUCAGAAUCUGAAACUAUGUCAUCUGCCAAAGUAAUAUACCAUAAAAACAAACUGAAGAUACAAAAAAAUAAAUCCAAAUUAAUUUGACAUAUAUGUUUAAACAAAUUACAUAUAUUUGUUUUCCAACUUAUAUGUAUAGGUAGACUAGGGUUGCCAUUUAUACAAAAAUACAAGUCAGGACACUAUAAUACCCUCCCCCCCCACCGCAACACAUUCUUUGGAAUUUUUAAUAAUACCUUUUUUAGUCCAACGUUAUUUAAUAUUUUUAUUAUAUUAUAAUUUAUAAUAAAUAAGAAAGUCUAAAAUUAGAAAUAGCA